AUGAGGGAUCUCAGUAAUCUACAUCAAUUUCUUGGCAUAACUGCUGAAUCACAUCCAAACGGGCUACUUCUUCAACAAUCCCAAUAUGCCGAAGAUAUACUACGCCGGGCCGGGAUGCAGAACAGCAAAGAAGUUGCUACGCCAAUAUCCAUCAAGACGCCUCAGUCCUCUGCUUCACCGGAUUUCUCCAAUCCUACAUUGUAUCGUCAAUUAGUUGGCGCAUUACAAUACCUAACACUUACACGUCCUGACAUUACGUAUGCAGUCAACAAAGCCUGUCAACACAUGCAUAGUCCGACGGAUCAGCAUUUUGAUGCUUUAAAACGGAUACUUCGAUAUCUGCGGGGUACCGUUCAUUAUGGAUUACCGAUUACAGGCUCAUCUAUGAAUCUCCGAUCAUAUGUUGACUCGGAUUGGGCAGGAGAUCAGCAAGACCGCAAGUCCACAACCGGGUAUUGUAAUUUUCUUGGCAAUACACUCAUAUCAUGGAGCGUCAAGAAGCAAACAACCAUAGCACGUUCUUCCACUGAAGCGGAAUAUCGUGCUAUUGCUGCAGUUACCACAGAGAUCAUUUGGCUUCGCCGGCUUCUUGAAGAAUUCGGUUUUGCUCAAACCUCACCAACCAUUUUAUAUUGUGACAAUACCUCGGCAAUUGUCUUGGCAAACAACCCAGUUUAUCAUGCACGUACGAAGCAUAUUGAAGUAGAUUGUCAUUUUAUUCGGGAGUGUAUCAAGAAUCAAAGCAUUCAGGUUCAUCAUAUCUCUUCCAAAGACCAAUUAGCAGAUUUUUUCACCAAGUCUUUAUCUAUCUCACGGUUCAAACUGCUUGUUAGCAAGAUGCUCACCUCCGGUGCAUCAGCUUGCAGGAGGGUAUUAAAUGAUAAAGACAUUGAUUAUUCUAAAAACAAUAAAACACAUAUUUAA
Dendrobium catenatum is the source of this 924-nucleotide messenger RNA. RefSeq lists its product as uncharacterized. The transcript has a single exon. NCBI's taxonomy places the organism in Eukaryota, Viridiplantae, Streptophyta, Magnoliopsida, Asparagales, Orchidaceae. The record is from RefSeq and is a predicted model, not a curated record. The coding region runs from base 1 to 924 and encodes 307 amino acids.